This is a messenger RNA of Didymella exigua CBS 183.55, 633 nucleotides long. RefSeq lists its product as uncharacterized. Gene Ontology annotation, molecular function: flavin adenine dinucleotide binding. NCBI's taxonomy places the organism in Eukaryota, Fungi, Ascomycota, Dothideomycetes, Pleosporales, Didymellaceae. The coding region runs from base 1 to 633 and encodes 210 amino acids. The record is from RefSeq and is a predicted model, not a curated record. The transcript is spliced from 3 exons.
AUGGCAGCUGCGAUUCUUCCCACGACACUCACUGCCGCUCUGAUCGUUCUGAUAAUUCUUCUGCAUCUUCUCCGAGUGCAAAAUUCGCAGGUGAAGCGCAAGGCCGAAGCAGAGACACCCACUCGUGUUGAUGUCCUAACGGAUCCAUUAGAGCUGGGAGUCCUUCAGGGACUCGGUCAGUACGCAUUGGGAAAAGCAGCCAUACGGGACCGCGCCAUGCAAGAGCUCGCGGCAGCCAUUAAAGUAUUGAAGAGCGAAUUCGAUGUCUGCGAGCGCGGAGAGAAAAUUGAAGCCUUUGCCCUCUUCGUAGUUGGAGGCGGUGGUCACAUGCCAAUCAUGGGUGCUUCAAGCAUCAAUGGCGGCGUGCCGAUUGAAAUGAUUCCUUUUGACAAAGUAGUUCCUUCUUCUGAUAGCAAGAUGGUCCGGUUCUUGAAGGUUUUGGAAGAGAAAGGACUUGCGGUCGCCGGAGGCCGAAACCUAACUGUGGGUGUCAGAGGCCGUACUCUCGGCAGCCCACUUUUUUCUCUCCCCCACGCCCUGGAUUCGCGUGCUCCGACGUCUUCGGGUGUAAAGAUUUUACUCGCCGAUGGAUCUGUUUUUACCGCUUCAGCGAGCAAGCAUCCUCGUCUUUAG